This is a messenger RNA of Chironomus riparius, 2869 nucleotides long. NCBI's taxonomy places the organism in Eukaryota, Metazoa, Arthropoda, Insecta, Diptera, Chironomidae. The record is from the annotation of a GenBank genome assembly.
AUUUCUUGGCUGGAUCUUACUGAAAUGGUUAAAAUAUUGCUUAUCAUGCAUAUUAAGUACAUAAAGGUAGUCAAAAUCUCCAAUAAAUAUAGAAAAAUGGGAAAAAUUAAAGAUUACCGGAUGUUGAUAAAGACAUCAGUUGGAUGUCCCUAAAAAAGCGGGUACGGUACGUAAAAGUGCUCUAAACUAUCUCAUGACUAGCUGGAUGUGUAGAAGUAGAACAGAUUAAUGUGUGGAAGUUCAUUAGAUUUCACAAAACGAAAAGUUUAUUUGAGAGAUAAUUUGUGUUUAUUAAAGUUAUUUAAGCCAGUUACACUGAAAUGGCUAAUGUAUUUAUUAUACUACGUGAUCGUGAUGAUAAAAAGUCAUCGGACAUCAAUAAAAGAAGACAAAUUCCACUUCAAAGUCUGUAUGAAUUAAAAGCCUUUUCGUCUAAUGAAUGUGAUAAAAAUUUAAUGAUGGUAAUGGAUUUAGGACAAAAAGGAUUAAUCUUUGAUCGCGAUGUAAUUGAAGGAGAAGCCCUAAUUGAUUUUGAUAAGAAAUACAGGCUUUUGAAACCGUCAGAAAUCAGAAAUUCACUUACAAUAACGACAAGCGAGUUCCAGAAUGUCUUGAGUCAGACAGUUCCAUGUGUUGGAUGUCGAAGAAGUGUUGAGCGAUUAUACACGACAAUAAUGUCGAAUAAUUAUGCGACUUUAGAUCCAAUAAGAAUUAAAAAUGGAACAUUAACUGUAUGCGAUAAGUAUUUACAAUCAUCCCAGCUUAUGUGUACCUUGUUAUAUGAGCAUGAUAUUCAGCUUAAUGAGUUGCUCGAGAAUCAGCCGAGAAAUAAGAAAAAUUCUAGGUGCAAUUUACAUUCACUAGAAUCAUUUAGACCCUUUGCACGUCCAUUCUCAGAGACUUUUUACGAGACAUGGCAGUGUAUGAAAAAGAAUUGUAAGGAGAAGAUUACAGUUGUUGAAGCACUGGAAUUGCAUGCAACAUUAGAUGACUAUUUGAAGAAGCAUAAAUUCUGUCAGGAAUGUCGAACAAAAGUUGAGAAGGCAUUCACAUUAUUAAUGAGUGAAUCAAAUCCAACAAAGAAAGAAAAGGGAUAUGUAUCGGCUAUAUAUAGUGGAAUUAAGAGAUGUCUAAAGGAUAAACAUAUUCAUUUGCCGACAGAAACUGAGUAUAUUGAUGAUUUAAUUAAACGUGCAGAGCCAGAAAUUAUUGGAAGUCAUUCGCGUCAUCGUGAGCGUCAUGCAAAGACAAUGGAAAUAGCCCAAGAAGAAGUUUUAACGUGUAUUGGGAUGUGCAUUUAUAACCGUCUUAAAAAAUUACAGCAAUGUGUCAAGGAAGAAGAAAAUGCUUGUGAGCUUCUCGCCGGUGUUGCUGUUCAUGCAUUGUGCCGUUCGUUUGAUGUGGCUGUUGAAAAUAAGCGCGGUGUUAAUUUAGAAUUCAUUUAUAAUGAAAUUUCACGUGAUGAACAGCGUCCUAAAAAGCGCAAGAUUAAUAAGAAACGCAAGAAGCAGCGGGCUGACAAGAAAUCAAAAGAUGAUCAAGAUUUAUGUAGCUGUGAUCCAGAGCUCGUUGUCGAUAAAUGUGACAGUUCCUCGGACGAAUGUCAUAAUAAUGACUAUGAAGAAAUGAAUUCGGACGAUGAUGAUAAGGACAAAAUAAUUCUAUGCGAUGGAACUAUUAUAGAUGCCGUUGAUUUCAUUUCACCUAUACUAAAUACUAGCAAAAUGUCCUCACUUACGGCUGAAGAUAAUCAUACACACAAUAAUAAUAAUAAUCAUAAUAACAAUAACUCGGAUGAAGAAAAAACGAGCUGUUCUCGAAGUGCUUCUAUUGAAAAUUUAGAGACUAAAAUAGACACAUUAUCAAUGACAUCCUGUCAUUCGUGUCACGACGAUGGGGAAUGUGCUCAGCGAUCAAUCGAUGCCGGAUAUAGUUCAGAAACGCAACACGAAGUCUUAUCAUCAUCCAAUAACAAUUCCUCUAGGACAUCAAGUAUUGCGAGCACACCUGAAGGAAGUGAAGUAGCCUGUUCGCAUUUUUGCUGUCGGGUUGUCAAAGAAAAUGAGAUCGAGAGCUUCUUAACGCUGGAACAGAUGCUUGACGAGAGUUCAGAUCCGACAGAUGAAAAUGAAGUUGAAUGUUUCAUUCCCGAUUCAGAAAUAAUAGCGUGGAAAAUGAAAUUUAAAUCGCGAGACGACAUUAAACAGAAGCGAGAAGAACUUCGGGAAAAACUACUGAAAAAUUUCAAUGAAAUGUGUCUGAAAAAGUUGUCAUCAGCAAAGUAAAAAUGCUCAUCAGUUAUGCAUCCUCUAUAUUACCGGAUAAUACUUUCCAGGAAGUGAAAUUUGCUGAAAAUUUGGAAAUUUUAAAUCGAAAACCACUCAAAUGUUUAGUCAUUUCCGUUAAAACCUUACAACAGUUAAAAUUUUAAAAUACCUUCAAAUGUUUUUUCAAACUCAAAAAAUCCGUUUUAUAAAAAAAACUUUAUAUCCAACAGUAGGAUUCCAUCAUUUUUGAGUCAAUUUCACUUCCUGCUAUUUCCACUUUAAACAAAACUAUUAUAUAAAGUAAAAAGUUCGCGACUGAAGACAUGAAAGUUUUGAAUUUUGUUCCAAUAUCUUUUUCUUUGCCAUAAGCAUUUUAGCUCUAUACAGAAAGUAAAACCUUUUUCGAGAAUCAAAAAGAAAGAAGAAUUAAGAGAGAAUAGGAAACUUUGAAUGAUAUGUUCAACAGCUUAGGAUGUUCUAAAAGUUUUUUCUAGUUUUUUCCUAGACAAAAUGGUAAAUAUAAAAAAUUUGUUGAAAAGUAAAGCAUUAUAUUUGAUUUUUAUGCAUAAAUAAAUAAAUAAGGGCUAAAGUUAAAACAAUAA